CAUGAGGUGGCCACGGAUGGGGACGUCUUGUUUAUCAUCACGACGGAUGAACCACAUACGCGAAUCCGCGUGUCUUCCGAGGUAUUGCGACGAAAGUCGCCAUUGAUGAUAUCAACCCCGCGGCCAUGUUAGUGGUCAUGCGGGUGGUGCAUGGGGUGGGGUGUGAGGUUCCGAUGCGGCUGGAGUUGGAGCUGUUGAAGGAUAUUGCGGUGGUGGUGGAUAAGAAUUGUUUGUUUGAUGCGGUGAGAGGGUUUGUGUGUCAGUGGUUGCAAGGGGCGUGGGUCGGAGAGAAUCCUACGCCGCCGAGUCAGGAGAUUCUGGACUGGGUGCCGUAUAUCACCUGGGUGUUGAAGAGGAAGCCGGAUUUUCAACAUGCGACGCGGUCGAUUAUCAUGGAGCAGAGUGUGACGGUUGCGCCCAAGUAUGCGUAUACGCCGGACAAGGUGCAUACGGCGAUGGGGCGGGUGAGGGAUGAGGUGCUGUCGACGAUGAGGGCGUUGAUUCGGGACCAUUUGAAGGAGUUGGAGAGUACCCGGCAUCUGCCGGUGCAGGAGGGGUGUUGUCCCUGUCCGCAUAGCUUUAUGCGGGAUUGGAAGAUUCUCCUCCAGAGGGCUCGGUAUCCGCACAAGUACAAAUUGUCGCCGGUGGCUGUCCUCACGCUGGUUUAUGAGGUGGUAGGCAAGUUUGAUUUGGCGGUGGGCCGUGGGGAACCGGUGUGUCGAAUCUCGGUGCACAAGGUGCUCAAGAAAUGUCAGCAGGAGAUGAGAGAGUGCCAGGGAAUUGACUUCGAUGGCAACGUCGUUCGCUAUCCAUUUCCCCUGCCAUGGAUUGAUUUCAAGGCGAUCAACUGGCCCUACAACGCCUGGGUAGGAAAAAACCAUCAGUCCCCCAAAGAAGAUAUGUGGGAGUCCCAACGACGUCUGCUGGCUGCGACGGCAGCCUUGACGGGAUACGGGAGGGAUAGGAGGUAAGCAAGGUAACAGGAAGGUUAUCCGGGACGUAACCGUCAAGGUACCCCGCACCAGUUGUCAAGAGACCAUCAACGGAACCUCUGCCACAUCACCAGUGAAGACCAUGCCUCUUGCUAGAGCUAUCAUCGAUGAUACUGUCCUGGCUGAAUCUCCC
Aspergillus ibericus CBS 121593 is the source of this 1125-nucleotide messenger RNA. RefSeq lists its product as uncharacterized. The record is from RefSeq and is a predicted model, not a curated record. The transcript has 2 exons. Bases 126 to 971 code for a protein of 281 amino acids. Lineage: Eukaryota; Fungi; Ascomycota; Eurotiomycetes; Eurotiales; Aspergillaceae.